This is a messenger RNA of Symbiodinium necroappetens, 798 nucleotides long. The record is from the annotation of a GenBank genome assembly. Lineage: Eukaryota; Dinophyceae; Suessiales; Symbiodiniaceae.
AUGCCUCAGCUCUGGCCGUCUCAAAGAAAUGGGUGUUCGGUAUUGACUUUGAAGGCCAGUGGGGAGGAGGUGACACCGGAGACCUUGAAGCAGUGGCUGGACCGACCCGUGCGGUAUGUUUGGGGCUUCCCCGGCCAGCCGGCAGUUGCAGCUAUCGAGGUCUACCCACCUGUCAGCGCCCAACUCCAACUCUCCUUCGUGGGCGUGCACAACCUUGUCGUCAGCUGCAUUGCCAAUGUGCGCAAGGGUGGCGAGGACGGCCGGGGCUAUCCCGAUCCGCCAAAUGGUCUGCACUUGGCGCAGCUCUGCUACGUCAAAACCCCUGACGCGCUGUCGCUGGAUGGCCACGUCACGUCGGACAUCUCGCUCACAGGCUUUGGCUGGGUAGCGGUCUCCUUUUCCGCGAUGAACAGCCAGGCGCUGGUUUGGCAGCUGGCCGGCCAAUGCAGCGAUCAAAAGUCACCAUCCGUGGCUAGUUUGACGUGGAGCAAGCAGAUGGGGAGCGAAGUGCCGGAGGAAUUCGGGGUUGUUAUGGGCAGAGGCGUCUUUGGUCCAAAGCGCUUGAAGGUGGUUCAGAACGAGCUGCUUGGGCUGGAAAAGUGUGACAGGUUCCCGAUGCCCGUCGCGGGUCUUCCGGGCAUCGUCCCUGCCCCUCCAGAGGUCGGCCUAGAGGAUGAGGCAGGUGCGAUGUCGAUCGGACGGGCGCACUCAUCAGUCUCAAGUCACGACUUCGACUUCUGCAAGCGGCGCAAGGAAACUGCUCCGACACACAUGCGGAUCUUGAUUGGCAAGGAGUGA